This is a messenger RNA of Seriola dumerili (greater amberjack), 2368 nucleotides long. RefSeq names its product acyl-CoA synthetase bubblegum family member 1 (gene acsbg1). Gene Ontology annotation, molecular function: long-chain fatty acid-CoA ligase activity. The transcript is spliced from 14 exons. Bases 216 to 2291 code for a protein of 691 amino acids. NCBI's taxonomy places the organism in Eukaryota, Metazoa, Chordata, Actinopteri, Carangiformes, Carangidae. The record is from RefSeq and is a predicted model, not a curated record. Gene Ontology annotation, cellular component: membrane; endoplasmic reticulum.
ACCAUUAACGACUUCACAAGGCUUGUUAAACCUCAAAGUCUUGUUAGUUUACUAGUCCCUGAAAAGAUGUGGUACUUUCAAAGGGUGGACUUAUCCAACAAGUAAAUAUUUUCUGUUUCACACCAGUCAGAUUUUUAAAAGUGCCUCUUUUGAGCAAAUCCACAGGCUUGAUUCUACAUAGCCUAUAGCCAAACUACCAAGAGGUCUACAGCGGUAUGGAAUUUCUUGAUGAAGAGAAAGUAGAGGAUCAACUUGAGAGCAGCGUUCAGGAGUCUAUGGAAAACGUGCAGGCAGAUAGUGAAGAGCAUGCCACUGUGGGAAAGAAAAAUAUAGUGGAGGAGUUAGCUGGCGCAUCUCUUGCUCCAACUCAUUCUCUUUGGACCACUGAUGCUAGAGGCUCAGUCAGACUGAGAAUAGAAGAUGGAUGUCCAGAGGAACCUAUCACAGUUCACCAAAUGUUCAAAGCCUCAGUUGAAAAAUACGGAAACAUGUAUGCACUUGCAAGCAAGAAAAAUGACAGAUGGGAAAAGAUAACUUUCUUAGAGUAUUAUCAAUUCUGUCGGAGAGCAGCCAAGAGCUUUAUAAAGCUUGGUUUAGAGCGAUUCCAUGGAGUGGCAAUACUAGGAUUCAAUUCAACAGAAUGGUUCUUCUCUGCAGUUGGUGCCAUCCUGGCAGGAGGGAUAAUGACAGGGAUUUAUGCUACAAACUCACCAGAAGCAUGUCAGUAUGUGGCUAGUGACUCCAAAGCCAACAUUAUCGUGGUUGAAAACCAAAAGCAACUGGAUAAAAUCCUGCAGGUAUGUGACAGAAUGCCACAUUUGAAAGCCAUAGUGCAGUACAGCGGGCAGCUCCAGCAGAAGCUCUCCAAUCUUUACUCUUGGGAGGAUUUCAUGGACCUGGGUCUGGAUGUUUCUGAGAAGCAACUGGAUGACAUCAUCAGCAGCCAGAGAGCCAACCAAUGCUGCGUCCUGAUCUACACUUCCGGCACCACAGGCAAGCCGAAAGGAGUCAUGCUCAGUCACGACAAUAUCACAUGGACUGCCAAUCAUGCCAGCAGGGCCGGGGACAUGCAGCCGGCCGACACUAAACAGGAGUCACUAGUGAGCUACCUGCCUCUCAGCCACAUUGCGGCUCAGAUCUAUGAUCUCUGGACAGGCAUCCAGUGGGGUGAGCUGGUAUACUUUGCACAGCCAGAUGCCUUAAAGGGAAGCCUGAUAACAACACUGCGAGAAGUUAAUCCUACAUCCCACAUGGGUGUCCCUCGAGUGUGGGAAAAAAUGAUGGAGAAGAUUAAACAGGGAAUUAGUCAGUGUGGAUAUGUGAAGAAGAAACUGGUGACAUGGGCAAUGUCAGUCAGCCUGGAGGCCAAUCAAAAGGAAGAUGAGAAACCAUUCCUGCUGUCCCUGACUGACAGUCUCGUGCUGCAGAAGCUUCGGACUGAGCUGGGCCUGUCUUGCUGUCAGAAGUUCUUCUCUGGAGCAGCACCAAUUAGUAGUGAAACUGUGCAGUUUUUCCUGGGGCUGAACAUCCGCUUGUUUGAGGCCUACGGUAUGAGUGAGAGCACAGGACCUCACUUCAUGUCAGGUCCCAAAGUUUACAAAUUACCAAGUUGUGGUAAGGUGGUGCCUGGCUGUCGAUACAAAGUGGCCAACAUAGACUCUGAUGGGACGGGUGAAAUUUGCUUUUGGGGACGCAACAUUUUCAUGGGUUUCCUCAAUAUGGAAGACAAAACAAGAGAAGCUUUGGAUGAAGAUGGAUGGCUGCAUUCGGGAGACCUGGGGAAGAUAGAUGAAGAGGGUUUCUUGUACAUCACAGGGAGAAUUAAAGAGUUGAUUAUCACAGCUGGAGGAGAGAACAUUCCCCCUGUUCCCAUAGAGGAGGCAGUGAAGAAGGAGCUACCGAUCAUCAGCAACGCCAUGCUGAUAGGGGACAAGAGGAAGUUCUUGUCCAUGCUUUUAACCCUGAAGUGUUGUACCAAUGCAGAAACAAUGGAACCAACAGAGGAGCUGAGUCUGGAGGCUGUGGAGUUUUGCCAGCUGCAACGAAGCCAAGCAACCAAGGUGUCUGACAUCAGUGGAGGAAAAGACAAAGAAGUGUACCGGGCCAUUCAAGAGGGAAUUGAGAGAGUCAACUCUGCUGCCACGUCUAAUGCCCAACGCAUACAAAAGUGGACUAUUCUGAUGAAGGACUUCUCUGUUUCUGGAGGAGAGCUGGGCCCCACAAUGAAACUUCGUCGCCCCGUUGUGUUGGAGAUGUACCACAAGGUCAUAGAGGGCCUCUAUCAGGAAUAGUGUCAGGUUGCUAGAGAGAUUACUGUAUAACUGUUAGUAUGAAAAUUACGUCACUUGCAUAUCUCAUUCUUGUGGAC